This is a messenger RNA of Brienomyrus brachyistius, 4994 nucleotides long. Its product is annotated as mitogen-activated protein kinase-binding protein 1-like. Gene Ontology annotation, cellular component: mitotic spindle. Gene Ontology annotation, molecular function: protein binding. NCBI's taxonomy places the organism in Eukaryota, Metazoa, Chordata, Actinopteri, Osteoglossiformes, Mormyridae. The record is from RefSeq and is a predicted model, not a curated record. Gene Ontology annotation, biological process: regulation of mitotic cell cycle; mitotic spindle organization; neurogenesis. The coding region runs from base 214 to 4827 and encodes 1537 amino acids. The transcript has 30 exons.
UUCCUUUCAGGAGAUUUAGGGGAACGUAGAAAUAAGAUGACGGUGCUCAUGAGGAUGAUGGCGUCAAUUAAGGGGGUUACAUAAGCAAACUGGCAUGUGUUCUGUGUCAAGAUUCGGUCCAGUCUGAGUUAAAGAAAGAAAAACAGACGGUGCUUUUAAUCAGGGGUAUUUAAACUCACAAUCGAGUUGCAUAGUGAAGCUGAUUUAAUAAAUAUGAGCGAAUAUGAGAAGAAUUUUAGCCGUCCGACGCCGAAAGCCUUUCUGAGGGAGUUUUGUUCCGAUGGAGAAGGAAAGAAAGAUUCCUUUCGAUCGCGAGUUAAGAAAUUGCUGCAUGGAAAAUUAUCCCAAUCGGUGAAUCUCCGGAGGAAAAGUCAACGAAGUAAUCCGUGCCGCAAUCCCCAGAACGAGGUGGUUUUAGAGACGGUGCAUGGCAUCACGACUUUCAGCGAUAGUGGCCUGGCCUGUGACCCCCACGCCGGAGUGGUGGCCUAUCCCGCCGGGUGUGUAGUUGUCAUCCUGCAUCCCAAAGAGAGAACACAGAGUCACAUAGUGAACUCUUCCAGGAAAGCUUUCACUGCCUUGGCCUUCUCACGAGAUGGGAAAUACUUGGUUACUGGUGAACAUGGUCACAAGCCCUGCGUGCGAGUAUGGGACGUGUCCAAGGGGAUGGAGCUGGCAGAGGUGCAGUGCCAUCAGUAUGGAGUUGCCUGUGUGGCAUUCGAUAGCAGCGGGGACUAUGUUGUGUCAGUGGGCUGCCAGCAGGACAUGGCUGUCAGCGUAUGGGAAUGGAGGAAGGGAGUUGUAAUAGCCUCGAACAAGGUGUCCGGCAAAGUGCUGACUAUGUCAUUCUCGGAGGACAGCAGCUAUUUUGUCACAGCGGGAAACCGAAUGAUUAAGUUCUGGUAUCUGGACAUCUCCAGAAAUCGACAGGUGAACAGCACGGUGCCUCUGACUGGCCGGUCAGCUUUGCUGGGGGAACAGUGGAAUAGUACCUUUUGUGGUUUAGCGUGUGGGCGGGGCCACAUGGCCGGAAGCACUUACUGUGUCACCAUCCAAGGUCUGCUCUGCCGGUUUAAUAGCAGGAGGUUGCUGGAAGCCUGGGUUGAUCUGAAGACGGCCCCAGCACACUGUUUGUCCGUCAGCGAAGAUUAUGUCUUCUGUGGCUGUGCCGAUGCUACUGUACGAGUAUUUAAGCCCUCAGACCUUUGUUACAUUACCACCUUGCCCCAUCCUCAGAAUCCCUGCAUGGACAUUACGAACGCUGCUGAAGCAGGAGACCUCCUUGCUGAUGAUCAGGUGGCAGGUCAUCCUGAUACUCUUGCCCUGGCCUUUGAUCCUCUGGCAAGAUAUCUGACGUGUGUGUACAGUAACCACAGCGUGUAUGUGUGGGACGUUCGUGACAUCAGAAAUGUGGAGGUGGUCUACUCCGCCCACUCCCAUAGUAACGGUGUCUGGAGUGUAGAGAUGUACCCUGAUAUGGAGGAGCAGGCUGAACCAUGUCUGACCGUGGGAUCCUUCAUCACCUGCUCCUCUGACGGCACUAUCCGCCUCUGGCCUGGAGACCCCAGUAAUUGCUGUAGUGGAAACACUGGCUGGAAUGUAUGUGUUGCAUUGAUUUGCUGGUUUGGGUUGCCGACACUGCCUGCCUCACUUGCACGCCGCAUGCCACUGCAGGACCCCAGGCAGGUAGUGUGGCUGAAGAAGGAUACGGAGCAGCAAUGGAUUAUGGGUGAACCCAGAGAGGCCAGGAGCUCUCAUGUGAAACCAGGGAUUAGAGUGAUGAGUGUCAGCCCAGAUGGUCUGCAUCUGGCUGCUGGAGACUGGAGUGGCUCCCUACGUGUCUUCUGCUUGCAGUUCCUACACGAGUUGUUGCACAUAAAGGCUCAUGACUCUGAAGUUCUGUGUCUGGAGUUUUCUCCCGCUCUCAUGGGCCUGGAUCUGUUGGCUUCAGCAGGCCGCGAUGGCUGCAUUCACAUUUUCAACAGGGAGAAGGGUUAUAGUCAUGAGCAGACGGUGUGCGGCCACUCUGCCUCCAUUAUCGCCAUUAAGUUCACAGGUGCUUUUCCUAACGCCGGCUUGCUGAGCUGUGAAGGCGACGGAAAUGUUUAUCUAUACACAGCUGAAAAGGGGCAGCUCUCUUGCUCGAGUCGCAUAGCGACGAAAACUACGGUGAACGAUAUGAGCCUGGAUGCUGCGUCGCGUCACUCUGUCGUCGCCUGUCAGGAUCAGAAUAUCAGGGUUUACAGCCUGAAGAGUGGAAAGAUGACGAAGAAUAUCAAAAGCCCUCUGAGUGACGUCACCUUUCUUAAAAUGCAGACAGAUGUUUCUGGUACUUUCCUCGCUACCAGCUGCUCAAACGGUACCAUCUGCAUCUUCGACUACUCAUCCGGUGACUGUGUGGAGACUCUCUUUGGACAUUCAGAUUCCGUGACAGGAAUGAGAUUCAGCCAUGACUGCCGGUACCUUAUUACUGUAUCUGGAGACAGCUGUGUGUUUGUCUGGAGGCUUGCUUCCAAAAUGACAAAGGCCAUGAGGAAGAACCUGGCUGAUAUCAGACGGAGAACUUUGUCUUGUAGCUCCUCCGGAACCACCAUCAGCCAGCUCCCUGCCAGCGGCCCUAGAAAGCAGACUUGUGAAGAUGUACGCGGACCGCUGACUCCAUCUAAAGUGAUUAAGAGGCCGAACCAGGAGGAGCACUGUGAGAACAUCCUCACCUACUCCGCUCACGAUGAAGUGACCAUGUUCUGCAAACCUCCAUACAAAUCAAGAACACACCCUGCUUAUUCUCCACAUGGAACCCCCCCCCACCCCCCAUCAGUGACCCUGACCCCUCUGCAGAAAAAUGGUGGGCCCAUGUUGGCCAGGACACUGUCUCCCCAGGCCCUAUGUUCUGUCGCCAACCCUGGCAAAGAGCAGAUGGGGGGCUCAUACCAGCCGCGUGCCCGGUGGGCUGAAAAUUCCAAUCCGGAGGCCGUUCUCCUGGCCCUGGAGACUCAGAGCUUACGGAGCCCCCUCACUCCCAGCCCGGGGGGGAAGGAUGCAGCCAGCGAGGGUGACCCCUUCAGGCACCAUAAGCAGCCCCUUUAUGAAGGGGAGCUGGAAGAUUAUCUACGUCUGGCCUGUCCAGAUAAGCAGAUGACAAAGGCUGGGUCAGAGCAAAGCCUCCCCGGGACGGACCUCCUUUUGCUGCCAUGUGAUCUGGAGACCUGGUCAUUGCAGACUGUCCCACCUGAGAUGAGUGACCACAGUUUUCGUCCUACUAAUGGCUCAUUUUUGCAAAGUGAAGAGGAGAGUCUGCAUGACGUCCCACUGCUUCACUGGAAGGAGAGCGGAGUUGACCUCAGUCUCAGCAGUGUCUGUGGUUCUGGUAUAGCUGAGAACCAGGCCUCCGACCUGGACCGGGCCUUUGUUGGUUCCUCAAGCUUCAUGUGUUCCUUCAAGGAGGAGCUGAGAAGUAUCUCUCAGGGAGUUCCUAGUGUGGUAACAUGCAGGCCUGUCAAUGGUCCCUUUGACCCAAACCUGCCAGAAAGGCAGUGGCCGUCAAAGAUGCACAGUCCCCAUGGCUCUCCCAGUUCCCCCGCAGUUCCCAUGUCAGUCACCCCUAGUUGGUGUAAAGACUCCAGUAGAUGGGAGACAGCCUCUCGUCAUGCUGAUUCUAACAGCAUGUCAGCCAACUGCACCAACACUAAGCAGAUUUCAGAGAACAUCCUCCAACAAUUCAGAUCUGUAAAACCUGGACGCAAAUAUACUGGCAUCAAAGAUAAACCUAAGGACCACCUGAUGUCUCCAGGCCAAAGACGAUCUCCACCAGGGUCCAGUGAUGACAUUUCCAGAUCUGCCCAAUGGUAUUCCAUGGGUCCCGGCACUAGUCCCCACGCCAAAGUUCUACACAACAGUUCUGAGUAUGAGCUUGUCAGGCCCCAAGUGAAAAAACCUGAUAAACUGAUCAGUCAAAGAGCAAGAUCCACCCCUAUUCUAAAUGCAUCAAAAGAGCACAAGGAGUGUCUGCCUGUUUCAACGCCACGCAAGCCUCCAGCUUCCACUGACAAAAUUACGCCUCUGUGUCGUCACGUGUCAAGGGCAGGAUCUCGCCCUUCCAGUCCUGUGUGCAGAGUGCCUUCUCCCCUAGGCAGCCUGACCCGCAAGAGAGUCACUGUGACCCAACGAUCCGGCUUCGCUCUGCCUGGGGACGAGAGCGGCAGUGAGGCGCAGCAGGAUGGAGCGAGGCAUGAAUGCAGCACAAAGAGUUCCUCCAUAUCUCAUAGCCCAAAGGUCCAGCCUGGAGGGACUUGGAGCUGUGGUGCAAAUGCCUCGUGCCUGGGGGCUAGCAUGCUUCUGUCUGAUCCCUCUUCAGCACACCUGGAAAGAGAGGGAACAGUAGAGGUGAAAUCAAACCUGCAUUCAUACUCCCAUACCUCUUCCCCUGGAGAUGCUAUGCCUACUUUGGCUCUGCCAAAGGAGAGCACUAUAUCCAGCUCAGUUGUCAGGAAUGAGCCAAGUGGACUGAACACCUGUAAACAGAUAGUGAGAGAUCUGAAGCACUCUGUGACGGCAGCUGUUGGCUUGUAUAGGAAGUGCUUGAGCCAAGGCAGCCCUGCGCAGUGCUCACAAAUGAGAUUACUCCUGGACGACGUCUUCUCAGAAGUCAGGAGUGACUUAAGCUGUGCUUUUAAUUCUGAGUCUAGUCAAGAUCAAGGCAGGGUGACUACUCCCCGGAACACGGAAGCUGUCGCCCUGCAACUGCAAAGCGACGGGAUCGUGGCCCUGUUGGAGAGGUAUUCCGAGAUCCUGGUCCGGAUUACAGCCAGAAAAGCAAAUUCUGUUUGAAGGCGCUCAACAAACUCUUAUUUUACCGUUUUGAGCUUGAAACCUUCCUUAUGGAAGCCUUUUCCUCUAAAUAAUGUAAAACUUUCAGACCUAUUAAGUAUUUAUGUGCAUUUAAGAGAAAUGUUUUUAAUCUGUUACAAAAAUAAACUAUUUAAACACUUUUAAAA